AUGGUCAACGCCCUAACGCGCCAGGCCGGCUUCAAGCUCGGCCCGGUCAUCCUCGAGACUCUCGUCAAGCACUACUUCGAACGCCACGCCAAGGAGAACGAGGAAGAGAAACCGGGGUCAACCAAGCUUAAGCGGGAGGAGCUGUUGUACGAUGAGGCGUUCAACAUUAUCAAGACGUUCUUGGCAGCAUCCCAGAAGCAUACAGUCGAAGAGCUUCAACAGUUCUCCAACACCCGAACUCCUGCACCGCCAUGGGUGCACACUGUCCGUCUCCUUGUGCCAAUGUCAUGCUGCGAUGAGGCUGCGACGUACCUCAUCAAUGCGCUUGGUGGGGAGGAGACGACGAAACGGAUAGUAGGAGGGACCAAGUGGUGGCAGGUUCGCGGGAUGAAAGGGGUCGAUGCCGAAUGGAUCGCUGCCAAGAAAGACUGGGAAGAGGCCAAGAAGAAGCAGAAGACCCGUAGAGCGUCGAUGGACGGUGCUCAAGAGUCCUCCGCAGAAUAUAAGCCCGAGAUGGACCAGAUGCGAUGCAUCCUGUAUGCGCAUGGGGGAGGUUACUAUUUCGGCAGCAUUGAUCAAGAGAGGUAUUCCAUACAACGUUUUGCUCGAAAGAUCAACGGACGCGUUUUCACCAUCAACUACCGUCUUGCCCCUCAAUAUCCUUUUCCUUGUGCCAUUCAAGACCUUCUUGCUGCCUACAUCUACCUUAUUCGUCCUCCUCCGGGUGCCCUCCACACCCCUGUCGCCCCUGAGAACAUUGUCUUCGGUGGUGAUUCGGCGGGUGGUGGUCUCUGUAUCUCGGCCCUGCAAGUGAUCCGCGAUUCCGGACUCCCUGCGCCGGCCGGUGCAAUCCUCAUCUCUCCGUGGUGCGACCUUACCCACUCGUUCCCAAGUAUCCACCUCAACACCGCGACGGAUGUCAUCCCUAAAUGGGGCCUCUCCUUCCACAAGCCAAGCACGCUAUGGCCACCACCACCCGACGAGCUCACAACGAAGGUACAUCAAAGCCUACGGGCGCGCAUCAGAGAGGCGGUUGCACCCAAAGACAAGGGCAAGGACAAGGCCGGGAAUCUCAAGAUCCCGAAAGGCGAUACGGACGCCGACCCAAACGGCCUUCCCUCGCGCCCUUCUACGCCGGGUUACGACGUUCCUGUUCCCUCCACCGGCCGCACACUGCAUCUCGGCUCCGCUGUUUCGAUCCCGACGCUGGACGCUAUCGACGGGGUGCGCAGUCAGCGGUUGGAAAUGAAGACGUCCGAAGGCGAGACGCUCGAAAUCGACAGGCAAAUCCACAUGUACACGCCGAACUACCUGUUGAACCACCCGCUUGUGAGUCCGGUGCUCUCGUAUUUGGGUGGAUUGCCUCCGCUCCUGGUUAUUGCGAGCGAUAAGGAGGUACUCCGGGAUGAAGUUAUCUAUCUUGCACACAAAGCGGCGUACCCGGAGCAGUACCCUAUUCGGGAGGAGACUCGUCAGUUGUACGCACCUCUGCAAGGAAUUGAAAGCCGGUAUGGGCCAACCAAAAUACACCUACAGGUAUAUGACGGUGCGUGCAUCCCUCCCCUCCCUGUUUCCCAAUUUUUCUCACAUCCCACCACAGACUGCGCGCAUAUCCUUCCCAUCCUGUUCGCCUUCACUACCCCUGGCAAAUACUGCUUCCGCGCCAUCGCCACGUUCAUUAAAUACACCACUGGUAUGCUGCCACGGCCAUUAUCGGAACGGUCGAAUAUUUUGGCAAAUGCGGUCGAGACAACUUCUCCAACGAGCACCCGGCUUGAUCUCCCAGGAACCGCGUCAGACCAGACACCAUCGACAUUGGCAUCUACGAUACGCAGGCCGCAAAGGCCGCCCCCCACCGCAUUGCCCACCGGCAACAAGUCUCUCCGACGCACGCUGAGUGCUGGCGUCACCCGCGCUGGCAGCUUCCUGCGUAAGGCAGACGGGAGCAACACAUCGUCUCUACCCUCCCCCCUCCCUUCGCCAGGGCUUCCCCGGCCAGAUGCCUCGGGAUCGUCCGACGUCGGCGGACCGCGGUUUGGAAAGCAUCAUCACAGUUCCGGCCCACACCCAGGCGUGAGGCGAGCAGGAGAGGACAGCGUCUAUGCGCACGGUCUUGACACGAUGAUCCGCGAGCGCAUCGCGACCCACGGCGCCGUCCGCGCGCUCGAGCCCGAGUCGGAGCUGGCCGCGUUCAAGCUCCCGCCGGAGGUCAUCGGCGACAUCUCCGAGCUCGCGGUGCGGCGGUACAUGGACGCCACGGAGCGGUUCGGGAAGAAGUUCUCCAAGACGACGAAGGCGAUCGAGAAGGCGCGCGCGCGGAACCUCGAGCGCGCGCAGGAGGACAGCGCGAAGACCAUGGAGCAGCUCAAGCAGGUCUUCUCCGCCGCGGCCGCGGGCGGGAGCAGCCCGACGACGGGGGACCCGGGCCCGAACCCAAAUCCGACCCCGAAGGUGAUCCUGUCGUCCACGGGCCACUGGGCGUGGGCGCUCGACGAGGACGAGCACCCGCCGCCGAGCAGCAUCGUCUCCCGGUGGGACACGGAGGAGGCGCGGCGGCUGGCGAAGAUCGCGGACCAGGCGGUGUUCAUGGACCCGAACGCGGUCAGCGGGAACAACCUCUGGUCGCUCAUCGUCAACUUCCUCACGACGACGCCCGACCGCGACGCGGGGAGGCAUGGCGCCGACCAGCACGACCACGCCCGCGCCCGGACGAGUCGCCGGCACGGGUCUGGGUCGAGCUCGGGCGGCUCGCGCAGCGACAGGGACGCGGCAAAGGCAAAGGAGACGGAGACGGAGCGAGAGACGGAGAAGGCAUCGACCCGCGAACGAUUUGCGUCGCGCUUCGCGUGGCUGUCUGCAGAGAGCCGCAGGUCGCAGAGCAUCUCCACCAGCCCCGGCUCGGCGACGCCUCCUCCUCCCCCGCCUAAGCCGUAG
This is a messenger RNA of Epithele typhae, 2934 nucleotides long. Its product is annotated as alpha/beta-hydrolase. Lineage: Eukaryota; Fungi; Basidiomycota; Agaricomycetes; Polyporales; Epitheliaceae. The transcript is spliced from 10 exons. The record is from RefSeq and is a predicted model, not a curated record. Gene Ontology annotation, molecular function: hydrolase activity. The coding region runs from base 1 to 2934 and encodes 977 amino acids.